This is a messenger RNA of Betta splendens (Siamese fighting fish), 2195 nucleotides long. RefSeq names its product secretion associated, Ras related GTPase 1Aa (gene sar1aa). The transcript is spliced from 7 exons. The record is from RefSeq and is a predicted model, not a curated record. Bases 244 to 840 code for a protein of 198 amino acids. Gene Ontology annotation, cellular component: COPII vesicle coat; endoplasmic reticulum exit site. NCBI's taxonomy places the organism in Eukaryota, Metazoa, Chordata, Actinopteri, Anabantiformes, Osphronemidae. Gene Ontology annotation, biological process: endoplasmic reticulum to Golgi vesicle-mediated transport; intracellular protein transport; vesicle organization. Gene Ontology annotation, molecular function: GTP binding; GTPase activity.
CAGGAAGAAUCUAACUUCACAAAACGGUACAACGUCACAUUGUUGUGUGGACGUUAAUGGCAGCGAGUGUCGGUUUUACGCGCCUUGACCUUUCUGGGCCACGUUCUAGGAAGAAGCAGAGAUUUGGAGUUAGCUAACAGGCUAACGGUAAUUAGCACUUUGCACGUCCUUUAAAUAGCUCCGGGAGCGCAGAGCUGACUGGAGCGCACGGGAGAACGUUUGCAGGAGGCAAAACCCAUCAUCAUGUCAUUUCUAUUUGACUGGAUCUACAGGGGCUUUAGUAGUGUUUUACAAUUCUUAGGUCUGUACAAGAAGACGGGGAAGCUGGUGUUCCUGGGCUUGGAUAAUGCAGGAAAAACAACAUUACUGCACAUGCUGAAAGAUGACCGACUCGGACAACAUGUGCCCACAUUACAUCCAACUUCUGAGGAGUUGACGAUCGGCGGAAUGACAUUUACUACAUUUGAUCUGGGAGGACACGUUCAGGCUCGAAGAGUAUGGAAGAACUACCUGCCAGCAGUGAACGGAGUUGUCUUCCUUGUGGACUGUGCAGAUCACGACAGACUCACAGAAUCCAAGACUGAACUCGAUGCUCUUUUAGCAGAUGAGACUAUAGUCAAUGUACCGGUGUUAGUGCUGGGUAAUAAAAUUGACCGUCCUGAGGCGAUCAGUGAAGGGGCACUGAGUGGAGUACUUGCUCUUGAUGGUCAACUCACUGGAAAGAACAACGGCUCCUCGACGGAACUCAAUGUCAGGCCACUGGAGAUUUUUAUGUGCAGUGUGUUGAAAAAACAAGGCUACGGGGAAGGUUUCAGAUGGUUAUCACAGUACAUCGAAUGAUCGAUGGAACCUUUACCACUAAGGAUUCUGACACAUAUUCACAAAGCAUGACAAAUGUUUUGCUUCUUAGUCAGUGUCAAUCAGUCCAAAUUUGGACUUCAUAUCAAUGUCAGUACCAACUUAUUUUUAUCUAAUAACAUUUAUUCAGGGUUUAAAGGUUUUGAAAGGCUUAACGUCCCGCCUUCUAAGUUCUAAGCCAGACUUGUAUGUUAAAUAUGCAGGAAUAUGCACAUAGGGAUAGGCACCAAGUCAAAACAACAUCAUGUCGCUCCACAAAGGGCAAGAACUCAGCACGUCCCACAUUAAAGCAAGGUGGCGGAAUCUGAGUCAAAUUGAAUAGCUCACUGAUUAGUGCACUGUGAACAAUGUGCUGCUCACUUUCAGUCUUUUAAGGGAAAUAGCUUGUUUAUAUUUUCUCCAGCAAUUACACGAUAACCUUUAUGUGUUUACCACAUAGGAGACGUUACAUGCUGAGAUGAAGGCAGCCAAUUCAAGCUGUGUUACGUGGAUUAAAAGAGUCUUUAUUAUCUUUCACUUAGGGAGGUUCAAAAAUGAUUUAUGCACAACUUUUAUGACUUUUCAUGGCUCCCUGGGUUUUAUUAUGUCGUGAAGGCGGUAAUAAGCCAUUGGCCUUUAAGUGCCAGGAAGCAAUAAGGUAGAACAACCAAAAGUACUGUAGCAGUAGACAGUGUACGGUAGAAUGGUAAAUAAUAUGGAUUGUCAAAGAAAUAUUAAUUAGAAUCUUUAGAGAUAAUGUAGGUAUCAGCUACAGUAGUGCUGAAGAAAAUACAAAAUAAAUCUGUUCAUUAUUUACAAAGCUGCUUGAAGCUGCAUGAUUUGAAACAGGGAUAGUUAAUAUACUUUAUGUGUUAUGAACGGGUUUACUGAUUAAGCACCCAGUAAGUGUGAGUGCGACACAGGUGAAGUCUUAAAACACUGACUGAGAGUUCACUGACAAACAUUAAUAUGCGCUUUUGUAAACAAGCAUAGACUUUACAAUGACCUUGUUCCAAGCUGGACAACGAUGAGGAACAGAAGUGUUUUUCUGUUUUCAGUAUUUCCUGGGUAAGGCGUAGAAUAUUCUGUUUGUUAAUGUAUCCACGGAUGUUUGUGACUGAGAUAUGAAGCUAUACUUGAAAAAAGAUUUCAUACAGGAAGUCCUGAGUGUUUACGAAGAUUGUAAACAAACUGCUGUUUCUUUGAUCAGUGUUCUGCACAAGUUACUAAGUUCCUUCUGUAAAUUAUUUAUAAUACAGAUGUAGAUGUGUGCACUUGUGUGCAAACUGCUGACACCAUACGCUAUUUAUGACUGAAAAGAACUUGAAUUUGUUUCAACCGAAUAAACAUCCAGACAU